Messenger RNA from Somion occarium, 2187 nucleotides. NCBI's taxonomy places the organism in Eukaryota, Fungi, Basidiomycota, Agaricomycetes, Polyporales, Cerrenaceae. The record is from the annotation of a GenBank genome assembly.
AGAGGAACUCUGCUUUUAUCUUGGAUGCCUUUACAGGCGGUGCGUUCAUUGUAUUCCCUUCAUCGAUUACCACUACGACGUCUUUCAUCUGCAUUCUAUACCACUGGCCCUCUUCCAAGAAAAAUGGCUACCCUAGAGUCUCUGAACCAGGAGAUCGCGGCGCAAAGUGCUCACCUGGUCGAGCUUCGCAAACAACAAGCUGAAGGGUCGAUCAUGGACGAGGCAAAGAAGAAACUGGGAGAACUGAAGAAAUCACUAGCUCUUCUACAGGGUGCUGGAGGAUCGAGGGAUGCUUCGAAGAAAAAGGAGCGAUUGCUGCUGAAGACAGCCAAGGGGACGCGGGAUUAUGGACCCGGCGAGAUGUUCUGUCGUGAACACGUCGAGCGCAUUGUUAAAGAAUGCUUCACCACAUAUGGAGGCAGCUGUCUAGAUACCCCGGUUUUCGAACGCAAGGAUAUUCUCGCUGGAAAGUACGGAGAGGAUGCCAAGUUGAUCUUCGACCUCAAAGACCAGGGAGGUGAAGAGUUGGCUUUGCGAUACGACCAUACUGUUCCUUUGGCGCGAUACCUCGCUAUGAAUGGUGCUAUAACAACCCAACACAAGCUAUGGCAAGUUGGAAAAGUCUACCGCAGAGACAAUCCAGUGAUGUCGAAGGGUCGUAUGCGAGAGUUCUCUCAGGCUGAUUUUGAUAUCUCGGGAGUAUGGGACCCCAUGCUUCCUGACGCUGAGCUAAUUAGCCUGCUAUGUACCAUUCUCACUCGGCUAGAGGUUGGCGACUUCACUGUCAAGGUCAACCACCGAAAACUUCUAGACGGUAUCUUCGAAGUCUGUGGGGUACCUUCCGACAAAAUUCGUACAAUCUCCUCAGCCGUUGACAAGCUUGACAAACUUCCAUGGGCAGAUGUCAAGAAAGAGAUGACUGAAGAGAAGGGACUGGAUCCUGUAGUAGCCGAUAAGAUCGGCGAGUAUGUGAAGCACAAGGGCGGCCCUGAGCUUCUUGAGCUACUGAAGGCAGAUUCAGCCCUCCUCGCGAAUGCCAGCGCCAAGCUAGGUAUCGAUGAAAUGGAGCUACUCUUCAAAUAUCUCGACGCGUACAAAGUCAUGAACAAGAUCUCAUUCGAUAUGUCCUUGGCCCGUGGUUUGGACUACUACACGGGUAUUAUAUACGAAGCAAUCACAGAAGCCUCCGCGCCGCCAGGUUUCGAGGCUGCGAACGCCUUUGCAUCGUCCUCCACCAUUGCUACAUCUUCAGCACAGACUCACGCACCUACACCACCCAAGAAGAAGUCCAAGAAGCCCGCGGCUGAGGGUGAGGAAGAAGAGGUCGAUGAAUCACAAGUUGGUGUCGGUUCUAUCGCAGCUGGUGGCAGAUACGACAACCUAGUCGGCCUCUUUACCUCAGCUGCGGCUGCUGAGGGCAAGAAGGCUCCCCAGCUUCCUUGCGUCGGUGUCAGUAUCGGGAUGGAUCGAAUCUUUGCGAUCGUCUGGCCAAAGUGGGUUGAACGGGGUAUGAGGAGUAAAGAGACCAUGGCGUAUGUCAUGGCAGCUGGAGAUGGGCUAAUAGCGGAACGUAUCCGACUCGUACAGGAGUUGCGUGAAGCUGGUAUUAAGGUCUGUUACGCUCACUUCUGGUCAACACAGGCAAUUGACGUUGUUUUCGUUCCUUAGAGUGACUACCUCUUUAAAAAGAAGCCCAAACUCCCAGCCCAGUUCGCAUCAGGGGAGCGAGAUGAAGCGCCUUUCGCUAUUAUCCUUGGUGGCGACGAGUUGAAGGAAGGUCUUGUUACUGUCAAGGAACAGAAGUGGGAAUUUGUGAACGGAGAGAAGAGGAAGAUUCAGUCUUCUGAUCAAGGCACGAAAGUCAAACGAGCCGAGUUGAUUGACUGGUUGAAGAACACAACUGCGUUCAAGGAGUGGCACAACGGGAAGCUUAUAGAUGUAUGAUCACUGUAUAUAACCCCAUCCACUGCAUUGUAUAGAUCUUCCUGAAGCUGCUCCAUAUUAUUUCCCAUUCCUCGAUAUCACAAACUGUAGAAGUGAAUGCUGAUCCAAAAUUGAGUGUAGUAUACAAGUCCCGCGACGUCUUUGUACGUCUUGUAUCCGAUUCUUCUAGAUUACUGAACAAGGCACACAUAGUAACUUAAUCUUCAUCCGAUCCUGACCCAGAGCCGGGCUCUCCUUCGGAAU